AUGAAGCAAUCAGUGGACAAGAUCUGGCAAUUUCUCCAGCGAUCAAGGAAUCAAUCGCUAGAUGCCUCCGACGGCCAAUCUGAAACCAGCUUCGACCAGAGUGCCGGCAGCUGCUUCCCAAGGUCGAGAGAACAGCUUGAAAGCUUAGAUUAUCCGCCACUCCCUACAACUCAAGAUGGAAUUAUCAAAUCUGCACCAAUCAUGAUUGUCAGAAAGUUCCGGUCCAGCACGCGGAGACUCUACAAGGAUCCUGGCAGAGAUAUCAUCAACCAGCACAUUCUGAGUGAAGAUGUUGCUAUUAAACUAGUUGCCGAGUUCAUUAAGCGUCUGGGGCACGUCAUACAGAUCAGGUCCGUUGCAGAUCUCACAUCUGCCCCGAACAUCAGACAAGCAUCUCCACUACUUUACGCUGUAUGUUGCCUACACGGAUUACGGUUUUGCAAAGACCCCGAUUUGGUAAACACAAGUGUCCAUCGCCAGUUGUACGAGGAGGUUCGAGACAUGCUUGGUCAGGUCGUGCUGGCGAGCCCUAUCCCGUUUGAGGAGCUGUAUGCCGUGCUGAUCAUGAGUAUAUUUGAAGCAGCACCCAGACCCGUCUUUGAAUAUAUUGAAAGCUGGCUGCUCAGUGGCAUCUGUGCCCAGCAAGCAAUAUCUACUAUCGACUUCGCCGAGAUCAUGACCAAUCUGAGGCGAGGAAGACAUAAAAGUACGGAUAAACGAUCACUUUCGUUGUGGAACAAUAUUUGUCUUGUCAAUUUGAGAUUUGCCGUUGGCACGGGGAAGCCUACGACAAUCCCUUCAGAACUAUUGGAUCAAUGUCCAGCCAUUCUCAACCACCCCGAAGCCACCCUCGACGAUGGGAUAGUGUUAGCCGAGAUUCUUCUCUUCUCCGCAUUGUGCAACAAGCAUUUUCCUCCUUCACUCGAUAGGGAUGGGAAUUGCCCCGAACUGACUGCAUGGGAAAAAAGGUGGAAGCAUCUGCUAUUAUCAGAAAAAACAGUCUCCCUUAGGUUCUGUCGGGAAUUUGCGUAUCUUGUGCUGGCCAUGCGUUCCGUGGACAAAUACCGCACGGAAGCUCUCGACCAGUCGAUCAUUCGACCAGACCAGACGUCUGCAUCGGGCACAGUUCCGCCAUCUGGCGGUCAUAUCAGCGACAACCGUGCCCGCCUCAACUUCCUCUAUGAUUCCUCUCAAGCAUAUGCCCAUGAUCAUGCGCUUCUUCUGGCCAAGACUUUCCUGGAAAUGCCCACCGCUCUAGUGCAGGAACUACCAAAAUUCCACCACAUCUGCAUUGCCUACUGCACUCUUGUGCUCUCUGAAUUCAUCGACAAGGCUCACUUUCCACGCGAACCGAUUUUCGAGACUCUCAACGAUGUGGUCGCUCAUUAUCAUCAGUUUUCUGAGGAGAUCCCCGCCGUCAUGAAUGUCGCCAUAGAGAAAGUGAAGCUCAGCCUCAACCGAGAUUUCGCUUUCGAGCGGAAAAGACAGAGUCAAAUAGAUGACCAGGACCCGAGUCACGAUGAAUCUACCUCGAAACGCCUGCACAUACAGCCAAUAAACGCAUCCGCGGAUGCACACCGACUCGAUGCAAAUCCGUCAGCAAACAGUGUCGAAGUCGGCCGCGACUUUGUCAUGGAAGAAUUUGAUCCUGAGACGGACCUAUUCUCGUUUCCAACUGUCGAAGACUUUUUCGGAAAUUGGAUGCUUGAUUUUGGUGGGGAGUAUCCUGAUCACCCGAUUCAAGGUUGA
Messenger RNA from Capronia coronata CBS 617.96, 1749 nucleotides. RefSeq lists its product as uncharacterized. The transcript is spliced from 5 exons. Gene Ontology annotation, biological process: regulation of DNA-templated transcription. The record is from RefSeq and is a predicted model, not a curated record. NCBI's taxonomy places the organism in Eukaryota, Fungi, Ascomycota, Eurotiomycetes, Chaetothyriales, Herpotrichiellaceae. Gene Ontology annotation, molecular function: DNA-binding transcription factor activity, RNA polymerase II-specific; transcription cis-regulatory region binding. Gene Ontology annotation, cellular component: nucleus. Bases 1 to 1749 code for a protein of 582 amino acids.